Molecule: messenger RNA, 3324 nt
Organism: Nezara viridula (southern green stink bug)
Lineage: Eukaryota; Metazoa; Arthropoda; Insecta; Hemiptera; Pentatomidae
Source: the annotation of a GenBank genome assembly
AUGGAGAUCACCCAUGAGCGGGAUAUUAAAUAUUGCGAUGAUUAUUACAUGAAUCUUUCUGAAGCUGAGCAUACUGUAGGAUGUUACGAUAUUUACAAAUUAAAAUUAGGGUUAAAUAAUUCUAUUGGAGAAAAACAUUCAGAAAUUUUGCAUAGCGAGUCCAUAACUAUAGAGGAAACCAAAGAAUAUCAUAGUAAAACAAAUGCCGAUGUUAACAUCAAAGGUCUGCAUGGCCAGACACCUUUACAUUUGGCCGCUUGGAGGGGAGACGAAUCUCUUGUGAAUCAGCUGAUAUCAAAAAAUGCAAAUUUAAACGUUUUCGACGAUUGCUAUGACACUCCUAUUCAUUACGCAGUACGAGGAGGACAUCUCAAUAUAGUUAAGAAACUUCUCGAUCAUGGCGCUGAUAUCAAUAUUAGAGAUUAUUAUGAUUUCACACCACUAUACAUAGCUGUUGUUUUCUGCCAUGAAUCGAUAGUAAAUUUAAUAUUGACAAAGAAUGUAAGUGUAGAUAUCACGGGCGCGAAUGGUAAUACAGCCUUGCAUACAGCAAUAAGAAAAAUGAAUAAAAAUAUAACUGACUCUCUUCUGAAAAAUGGAGCUAACGUCAAUAAGUUGAAUAUUGACCACGAGUCACCUUUGAUGAUGGCUACUUCGCAAGGAAACGAAGAUAUAGUAAAUUUAUUGUUGUCAAAGAAUGCUAGUAUAGAUCUGAAGAACGCGUUUGGUAAUACUGCCUUGCACUUCGCAGUAAUGAAAAAGGACAUAAACAUAGCAAAAGUUCUUGUUAAUAAAGGCGCUAACGUCUCUGUCCAAGGGGAAACCGGAACAACACUAUUGAUGGCCGCUGCUUCGAAUGGUGAUGAAGCAAUGGUUAAUUUCACUUUUUCAAAAAAAGAUUUAAAUAUAAGAGACAAUUUCGGUAAUCAGGCAAUACACUUUGCAGCUCAGGGUGGAAACAGUAAAAUAAUUGAGAUGCUUCUUGGCCACGGUGCGGAUGUCAAUAGUGAAGGGGAACAUGGUGAAACGCCUCUACAUUUUGCAGUUCGGAAUGACGAUACAAUUUUGAAAGAUGACGAAUUUGAAAAUAAAACAGUCUCUGUAAUGAAAACCCUCUUGGAUCACGGAGCCGAACUGAAUGCACAAAGUUAUCUGAAACAAACAGCGCUCCAUAGAGCUGCUGCUGGAGGUUAUGCUGGAGUCGUUGACUACCUGCUGUCCUGGAACGCCAGCUUGAGUAUCGAAGAUUAUCUUUGCUUCACCCCAUUCCAGUGGGCAGCUAGUAUUGGAAAUGUUAAAGUGCUAGAUAUUUUGUUAAAACACGGGGAUGAUGUCAAUAGAAACGGAUGUAAUGGUGUCACAGCCCUUCACAUGGCAAUUAGAAGGAAUGACACUGCUUUCAUUAAAUAUCUUCUAUCCAAGAAUGCUGAUCCAAAUAUAAUGAGCGAAGACGGACAGACCCCUUUAGAUUUAACUUUUGAUCCUUUAUCUGAAAAAUUUAUGAAAUUACUUUUUACUCAUGGAGCCAAAGUGGAAGAUAACAGUUUCUUAGGAUCGAAAAUUCUUUUCGAUGCGGUUUCAAAUAAAUCAAUAGAAAUUGUAAAGCUCUUGUUGAAUAACACUAAAAACUUCAACUCCUACCCAACAGCUAUUCUUAACCAUGCCAUUGGGACGCGGUUUUCAGAAGGAAUCGAUUUGCUCAUCUCUCACGGAGCGGACGUUGUGGAGAAAGACAUCCAUGGUAAUCUCCCCCUUACUUUAGCAGUUAUGUCAAGAAGUAUGGCAUAUGUGAAAUUAAUUUUAGUAACAGGAUCGAGUAAAAUCAGCAAGAAGAAUUUUCAAUUUUUUUUGGAUGCCAACUGUGACGUAAGGUUUUUUACAUCCAACAACAGCAUUAUACAGAUCCAUAAUGCGACUGCGCUGCAUGUUGCUUCCUAUUACGGUCUCAAGGAUCUCGCCGGACUAUUGAUAUCAUACGGCGCUUCCUUAGAAGUUAAAGAUAGACCAUUAAGAUAUUCACCACUUCAUUACGCAUGUGAGAAUGAUCAUGUGGAAGUUGUGAAACUUCUGUUGGAUUCUGGAGCCAACAAAAGUUCUGCCGAUAUCAACGGUACCACUCCCCUACACAUCGCCUGCAGAAAAGGUCUACUUCCAAUUGCUGAAUUACUGCUUUCUGAUCCACCAGCUGCUGUAAACCAAUCAGAUCACAGUGGAUACACGGCUCUUCAUCUGGCAGCAAUGAACGGAUCUCUAGAAAUAGCCAAGUUGUUAUUGACUCUUGAUGCCGAUAAAGAAGCUAAAACUAUUGAUUUCAAAACUCCACUGCAUUUAGCUUCCCGCGAGGGUCAUGAGGCAAUAGUGCACAUCUUAUUGAAAAAAGGAGCUGAAAAGGAUGCAGCUGACAUUGAUGAUAUGACCCCAUUACAUUUCGCCGCAAGAGGAAGACACGUUGGUGUAGUCCGGGAAAUGAUUUAUUUUUGUACAGCUUCCGUUAAUAGAAAAAACAAAAACGGCAGCACACCAUUACAUCUGGUGUGCGAAUGGAACAACAAAUCUGAACGAAAUACAUAUUUUGAAUACCAGAUUGGAAUGUUUUUGCUCUAUUAUGGUGCAGAUAUACAGUCAAAGGACCACAACGAAAUGACACCGUUACAUAUUGCAGCUAGAGACAAUUCUUCUAGAGCUAUAGAGUACCUGUUGGAGCGAAGAGCUUCAAAGGCAGACCCAUUCAGUAGGGAUAGGUUGCUCAACAUACCUAUGCAUUACGCCGCAUUAUUCGGCCAUUAUGAAGUAAUAAUCAAGUUAUUACCCGAAAUUCCAUGGAUGAAUUAUGACAUAAAAAAGCUCAUCAGGCAAACUACAUAUGUGAACAUUUAUGAAGAAACCCCUUUGUUCUUGGCUGCCAGAGAAGGGCACACUAAGGUGGUAGCUUUGCUCUUGCAGGUCGGAGUCGAAAGUCUUCAGCCUGACAUCAAUGGAAGGACAGCUUUGCACCGCAGCGCUGCCAGAGGACACUUCGAAGUAGUGAAACUCCUUCGUCAGGCUCUUUUAAAAAUAGAAAACAAAGAUAAGUGGGGAUUCACUGCUUUGAAUUACGCAGCUUCUUGGAAAGGACAUCAGGAUGUUAUAGGAUACCUUUCGGCUACUCAACUAAACAUCACAUUAUCAUAUUAUUUGAAUAAAUCAAAUCCCUUGGAACCUAAAUUGGAUAAGAUAAGCGCAAUACAGGUGGAAAAAAUUCCUGGCAUAAAAUUGGGAAUACCUUAUUUUUUUAAAGUAAACUCAGGAAAGUUUCGGUAUAUUUAUUCACCUUUAAAUACAUAA